CCGCCAGGUGGCGACAUGUACACCUCUCAAACUCUCCUCCUCCUUCUUCUUCUUCGCUCUUUUCCCCUCCACGCUGAGCGUAAACACACGGCGGUGUGCACGUGCGCGAGUACGGUUCGGUUCCGUUCGGAUACAAAACGCGCACAAGGAGGAGGAGGAGGAGCACGAGCCGCCAUGUCGGGCACGCAGGACCAGGACCAGAACCAGAACAAGAGCUCGGGGAGAACCGGAGCCACCAUCCCGCUGGGGAAACCCAAAUCCGGCCGGGUGUGGAAGGACCGCAACAAACAGAGGUUCUCGGCUCUGUUGCGUGAUAAACCGCUGCGCAGCUCCUGGCAGAAGAAGAUGGAGGCCAAGAGGGAGAAGGAUCUGCUAAAGCAGUACCACCAGCAGCUCAAAGACAACAAGGCCAAAGAGAAGGAGGACAAGAGGAAGAGACGACAAGAAAAUCUGAAGAGACGAGCGGAAAAUGAGAAGAGAGCAGAGAUUGUUCAAGUGAUUCGUAACACAGCCAAACUGAAGCGCAUGAAGAAGAAGCAGCUGAGGAAGAUCGAGAAGAGGGACACGCUGUCGGCGCUGCAGAAGACUCCGCCCACCGUCAGGAAAGCCGCCAAGGGCGAAUAAAACGUGGACGAAAGACUUUAGAGCCUGUGAAUGAUUCCGCUUUAAAGAUGAUGUAUAGACACACACUUCUCUCUCUCUCUCUCUCUCACACACACAUACGUACACAGUGGAUGUGCAUUGUAAAUAAACUGUGUAUGUGUAUGAGAGAGAAAGUGUAUAUAUAUAUUUUUGGCAAACAUGAGUGUAAACAAACUCCUGGUACUUUCCUCUGUAUCUUGAAUUUUCUUCUCGUGAUGUGGAAACUUUGUACAAGCCAGAAAAAACCAAGCAAAGCACCCGCACUCAAAGCUCUUUCACUUUCUGUUUGUCUGACCUCGUGUUUUAUAAAGGGAGUAAACAGUAGCAGGGAGGCUUGAUGCUGAGAAACGGUGUUUGUUUAUUUAUUAAUAAAAUCUGUCCUGUUAUACUUUUUUAAAUCUGAUUGUCAACAUUGAACAUAGAAAAAAAAAACGUUCCCGCUCUCUGACACUGGAGACUCCUUCCACCCUACCAUGUCACACAAACACAUUUCUCCUUGAAGACAAUGUUGUUUUUUUUAUAUAUAUAAUCUGUUUGUACACGUCCCUGUGAACGAGCUGUUACUAUGGAAACCGUAUCGCAUCAGAGAGAGCGCUUUAAUAUCAACCUGUUGAGUUAAUCAUCACCUCAGAGAAUUAAGCGAUGUGGGAGUCUAACUGUGGGAUUAACAGUGGAUUCCAGUCCAGGACUGCACCAGUGACACCAGUGAUGGUGGUCAGGGCCGGGCUUCAUCACCAGAAGGACAUCAGCUCAAAUCUCAGGGCUCAAGCGAGGCUCCUGAUCUUAAUCUGUGCCUACAUGUGAUUGAUUUUGCAGAUGAGGAAAUAAAUAAAUGUAAAAAUAUAUAUAUAA
Messenger RNA from Clarias gariepinus (North African catfish), 1494 nucleotides. It is a transcript of the gene ccdc86, whose product is annotated as coiled-coil domain containing 86. The record is from RefSeq and is a predicted model, not a curated record. The transcript has 4 exons. Gene Ontology annotation, cellular component: nucleolus. Lineage: Eukaryota; Metazoa; Chordata; Actinopteri; Siluriformes; Clariidae. The coding region runs from base 16 to 624 and encodes 202 amino acids.